AUUUAAGAAAUGUUUCUAAAUCAAAUGAUACAGCCUAUUUCAUAACUGCAUUGUUUAACGAGUGAUUCUUCACCAUCCAUCCAUCCUCAUUUCCAUUUAGUAUGAUUUUAGUAUUUGGUUUCUGAAGUCAGUGAACCUUGUCUUAGAUGACAUACUGUUAUCUAAAUAUUCUACUGAUCUGUUUUUACUGAUCUGCUCUUCCAGCAAUAAGGAAGUAGACCUAACCUAAACCCUAUUAGUUCCUCUCCUGUUGUAAAGCGGGGACAUCUCCACUCCAAAGGGUUCCUUCCUGUCCUGGGGGUGUGUCCCUCCUGAAUGGAAUGGGGCCUCUGCGAAUGAGAAGGCAGACAUCGUCUGUCUUUUAAUGAGAGGUUCUGGAAUCCUUUUUAUGUAGAAUUCUAGACUCCCCCAGUCUCUCCAGAUGUACACGGCCUAAUAGCCUUUUAUGGCGGUUAGGAAUCUUUAUAGCUGGAGCAAGCUCAAUGGGAUUCACACACAGUAUGAGAUAGAGGGAGAAGGCUGGAGUGUUGAUGGGUAGCUGGGGAUAGACUUUGAGAUUUGUAGUAGUGCUAAACCUAAACCAGACUUGUUUUGAAGCACAUAGAGAUGUUGACCGAAAAAGAAGAUUUCUUCAGACUUUUAUGUCAUGUGGAUUUAAUUGGGACUUCACUGGUUACCUGGAUGUCUUCUCACGUUGACCUCUUCGUUGAUUGGCUGGUUUUAUCCUGAGAAUGUAAGGUAUCUGCUGAACAGGAAUGAUCCAGGCCUUUGGACCACGCAGGCGUAUGAAGAUCAAAGGGAGGAGUGACGAGGCUAUAGCUGCCAUACUUUCUUUCUUCUUUUUUUAAAUUUUUUUUUAGAUAGCUCAUUACGAAAAUACGUCUUUCCUCCGUGCCCAGUAAACCACACAGAUUAGCUUGGAUUCUUUACACUGACAUUGACGCUACGGUUUUUGUCAAUUUGGCAGAGUGCGGUCACAAUUAUUUCAAUAACCCUGAGUUUGCCGGGUGAGGCAACAACUACUUUAGUUCACAGUAAAGAAGUUACCGGCAAAGCCUGUGCUAGUCAGUGCAGAGCUGUUUAAGAGGAAGGCCUACGGGUUUGUCCUAGCGUGAGGAGGAGCCCGGUUUCGCCGUUGGGGUGUCGAGACGGAGACGAGCUCCGACUAGGCUGAGCCGGAGUUGCCCUUCUUUAGGGGCGGGGCGGAUAAAGAGAUGAGGGGUGGCGAUUAGGAAUUCACUGUUUGAGGAUUGCCGGAAGGUAGGUGGGGGCAGUUCCCCUUGCUGCGCUGUAGUGGUCUUGUAGUGGAUGUGGGCUUCAGCUGGGAGCCAGUGGAGCGUUGAGUGGUGCAAGGUGACGUGGGGGAGCUUUGGAUGGCCGGGCUUCAGGCGGGAAGCCGCUUUCUGAAUUGGCUUGUUGCAGGGGUGUCGGACCUGUGCUAUUUCCUGUGUCAGGAAAGGUCAUGCCAAACAGAUGUUGUAGAGGGUCAACCUGAGCAAGUCACUUUUUAUGUUUUCUGAAAUUGUCUGGGCAUUGUCUAGGGUCACUCGUUGGGCAGAGAGGGGAACGUUAGUGCUAACAAAAACCAGCCAACCUGAACAGCGAGGGACGGGGGGGGGGGGGAUCUUUAGACAACCUCCUGACAUUCCUGGGACGAAAAACAUGUUUUUGUUUGUAAGGGUGGAAACUGAAGACUUUGCCCUGUACGCACAGUUCUAGUGUUUUGAAGUGAGUUGGAGUAAAAAAUCUGUAGCAACGUCUGAGGUGACUCUAAGGGCUUCUCCCAGGAGGCACUGCGGAGGUUCGAGCCGAUGCCACUGACCGAUGAGUCGCUUGGAAGCCCUACUGUCACUGCGAAUUGAGCCGUAUUCCCCGGGGAGCAGCGAAGCACAGGCAACGUGGAUUUCCUGGUCUCAUCGCGGUUGAUUGAAUUCCUCGGGCAACCCGCGUGCGUGCAAACUCCUCAGGCAAGGCUCGCUGUGCCCUCAUGCGGCGCACGUGUUGGCCCAGCCCGUUAUCCUGGUGUGUCGGGAGAAAUGAAAGAGAAAAUAAAAGUGUGUCUCUGUGUAACCGCUUAAGGAGUUCAUCAAAGUGUUUGUAGAGGAACCCUGAGAGGUCAUCGCUGGCUGAAGACCCCUGAUCUGGAGCAGCUACCUGGUCCCUUACGGGUCAGAGGUCACCAUGGGCAGAACACCUCAGAAGGAGCCCAAAGAAGAGAGGAAUGAGAAACCCGGCUGUAGUUACCUCUCUACAGGUCCACCCUCUCUGGACAAGUCUAAUGAGCCAUUUAGUUGGGAAGAGUACCUGAAGGAAACGUCAUCUACAGCUGCAUCUCCAAGCUGUUUUCGACAGUCCCGCCUCCCCCCCUCCAACGACUUCAAGGCUGGUAUGAAGCUGGAGGCCCAUGACCCCCGGAACAGCGCGUCUGUCUGCAUCGCCACGGUGAUGGGCAUGAUGGGUACCCGCCUGCGCCUCCGUCUCGACGGGAGUGACAACACCAACGACUUCUGGAGACUGGUGGACUCUGCUGACAUCCAGCCAAUAGGAACGUGCGAGAGGAAAGGGGACAUGCUGCAGCCACCUCUGGGUUUUCGAAUGAACGCGUCCUCGUGGCCGAUGUUCCUCCUGAGAACGCUGAGUGGAGCUGAGAUGGCUCCUGCCACGGCCUUUAAAAAGGAGCCCCCAAAGCCGUCCCAGAACCACUUUAAACCCGGUAUGAAGCUAGAAGCUGUAGAUAAGAAGAAUCCAUACCUGAUAUGUCCUGCAACCAUAGGAGAGGUCAAAGGUGAUGAGAUAUUUGUCAUGUUUGAUGGCUGGAGGGGUGCCUUCGACUACUGGUGCAAGUUCGACUCCAGGGAUAUCUUCCCAGUAGGAUGGUGUGCCCUGACCAGACACAGUAUCCAGCCUCCUGGUAACUUCUUCACCCUGCCGAAGGCCCUCCUCCUCCCAGCUUCCUCUCCCCCCAUCCCCUCCAGACGCUCCAUGCAGUCCCAGUCCUCCUAUCGUCUGCCUCACCCGCUGCCCCCUCUGCCCGUGCGGAAGGGGGUGCGCGGACGACGCCCCAAGCUCCAGACCAUCGCCCUGCUCAAGGCGGCGGCGGAGGCGGCGGCGGCGGCGGCCGCUCUUAGUGGCUCGCCACAAGGCUCCAUCACCAAGACGGGCCCCCAGCUGGCCCCCAGGCCGCACAAGAAGAGAGGGCCCAAGCCGGGCAGCAAGAGGAAGCCCAAAAUCCUGCCCUCCUCGGGGACGGUCUCUGGGUCCACGCUGGCCUCUGAAAACCGCUUGAACAACAUGAAUGGACCAACGGACAGCAGCCUGAACUCUGGCCAAGGAGUUGUAUCCACAGUUUGCGUGUACGUGAACAAGCACGGCGCCUGCGGCCCACACCUGGACAGGAAGCAGCUGCAGCUCCUGCCAGACCACUUCGGGCCCGGGCCGGUGAACGGCGUCCUGCAGCAGGCCGUCCAGUCGUGCGUGGACUGUGCCUUCCAGCCGACCGUCCUCUUCAGCUUCCUGCAGUCCCAGUCGGACGGAGGAGAGAUCAUCAGAGUGCGUAGCGACGGUGGGAUCCACUAUGUCAAGCUGCCCCAGGCCUCAUCGGCCUCCUUCGUCCUGAGGUUCCUGGAGACGCUUUGUCAUCAGCUGCAAAGUGACAACCUGUUCAGCUCACAGCCCUUCAGCCCGGCCUUCAUGGCCUCCACCGGACACACGGCGUAUGACCGGAGCAAGUCAGUCAAAGAGGAGACGUCUGAGGCCAUGUCCAUAGCCAGAAGAACCAUAGGGAGGAGCAGGCGUUUCCAGAGGGACAGGGACUAUACUCCUUACCCAGUCCCCCUCUCCUCUUCCACAGUGCUGCACAGCACAGACCCCCAGCAGGCAGAAGCAGAACCCGUUCCCCGCAGCGAGAAUGGUUUCUCAGAGGACCCCUUGGAUACCUCCUCUACCUCUCCCUCCAUGACCCCACGACCCCAGCCAGUACGCUCCCACGCAGAGUACCGCGGCCAGGGGUCCAGCAGCCCCUACUACCCUGGGUCUGGGCCGCCCAGUCACCCACCCCCACCCCCUCUCAGACGCAUGUCUUCCAACCCCUCAGAGCUGGGGACCAGGGCGCUGCAGAGACGGGUGGAAGGUAGGCCUUCUCCAAGCUCCACCACGGGCCCGGAGCAGCUUGUUGCUGCAGACCGGGAAGCUGCGGCAGGGAAUGGUUCCGGGAACACCCCGUCCACCUGGUCCGUCGACGAGGUGAUGCAGUUUGUUCGUGACGCCGACCCACAAACCCUUGGACCCCAUGUGGAGCUCUUCAGAAAACACGAGAUUGACGGCAAGGCCCUGACGCUUCUGCGGAGUGACAUCAUUAUGAAGUACAUGGGACUGAAGCUAGGCCCCGCCCUCAAACUGUGUCACCACAUCGAGAAGCUCAAACAGACAAAAUAGACACACACACACACACACACACACACACAAUGAUCAUUGCUGUGAAACCCUAAGCACGAGUCCUCACUCAUCCCUCUGCGGAGACCAUCAUACCUCAUCCCCCCUCAGCGUCUGCAUGGGAAGCCUUCGGCUGAACAGUGUUAACCAACAGGAAAGAGCAACAGCACGAACAUCUGUAGACUUGGCUGAAUCCCAAACGGCCGCGUCGAGGGUUGACCUACCCAUGCACCCGUCUUCACCCAACUGUUCCCAGAUCAGUCUGAGAUGCACCAACACGGCCCGUGUCCAGACCAGCGUCUCUAAGGGCCAGAAUGUGGCCUAGUGGUUUGAGUCCCUGAAAUGGCAAGGAUAUGAGAGCCUGAAAAUGAUGAAAGAAAUGAAAAGAUUAGAAUGUAAAUGACUCCUUUUAAUUAUGAUGUGAAUGGAAAAACUGAUCCCCGACCAGCGGUGCAACCAGCAGCUUUAUGGAUAUGCACCCAAAUCUGCCGCAAGGCUACUUUCAUUCCCGGAGACCAGGUGACGACAGGAGACACCAUUACUCAAACCAGGAUUCUCUGCUGCUUGUCGCAUUUGGCUCUCAUCGCAAUAAGAUAUCAAACAAUUCAGUUUCGUCAUGGAUUCUGUGAUCAGUUAUUUAAUAGUUUCAAUAUCAAAGAACUUUAAAAAGGAGAAUGUACGUACCAGGGUCACAAGACCCAUGUUCGUUUUGUCCAGAGAUACAGUGAUGGUCUGAUUGUAUCUGCUGCCAAUUAAGUCAUCUCAAAUGCUACAUCUGUCUGUUCGUAGUGCUCUGUGGAAUACCGAUCAUUCUUUGAAUCACCCAGUGGAAAGUCUGAGCAGGAUGCACCUGACAUUUACACCUUAUUCUGCAGCGUGCAUAUUCUAGAAAAUUGGACCGGAAACUGCUUUAUGCAAAGCAAGUGAAACAUUAUGUACUGAAAAGAAGAUGGCAGAUUUAUUUGUGAAAAAUCAAAGAACAAUGUUUUGUAGAUAAAAAGCCAAAAAUGUUUUAGUUUUUUUUAUAUUUUGUAUUUUGUAUUUUCUGUAUAAUAGGGUAUUGUUUAUCUCUGCAUAAAGAUAGGUUUAAAUUAAUCUAGUGUGCAAAGUGUUUUUGCCCUAACAAUCUCAGAUUUGUAAUUGUUAGUGUUCAUGUUGCUACACCAUCGGACAACUACCUGCUCUAGCCAAGCUGAACAUUUAUUGCAAUAUAUGUUAUUGUGUUCAUCUCAUUUUGUAUCAUUUUGUAUUGUUGGCUGUUGGUUUUCAAGCACCAAAUGCAUAGUCAAUAUUUAUGACAUGUUUCAUGCUCAGGACGUCCAUGUUACCUUGAAAUGAGGAUAUAUGUAAGUCAGGAAUCAGGUAAAAUGGAUAGCUCUUGUCCAAGGUGGAAGUGCAACAUAAUUCACUACAGCUAGUCAAGGAACCAGCAGUAACAACCUGGACCAGAGCUAGGAUACUGGGGAAUUUUACACACAAGCAGAAAAGUUUUUUGGAUGUGAUUCAUGUGUCAUAAGGAUCUUAUAAUGUCUUAUUUUAGUAUUUAUCUUUUCACUGUGGCAGAAGAAGUGAUCAUUUUUCUGAACAUUUCAGAACUAUAUGAAGUCAUAUUCAAAACAAUCUUUUGUAGUUUUUUUGUACAUGGAUGCAUUUUAGUUUGAAUCAAUGGUAAUACUUGAAAACCCUUUGCUAUGUUGUGAUACUCAGGUUUUAAUAGGUUUUUGUGUUGUAGUACAGAGUUUUUCAUAGUAAUGUGGGAUUUAUGUUGUUUGGAUUACUUUGACUAUAUUUUUGAUCAAUUUUGUAUAUAUUUUUUUUGAAGAUUUUACAUUUUCAGCUAUUGUUCCAUAGACAUACACAAAUAUACUGUAAAAAAUAUGUCAACACAAAGUACUGAAAAAUGCUUGUUUGUUAAAUAUUUGCAAAUGUACUUUCACGCAAUUAAACCUUUUUUCACCA
Messenger RNA from Esox lucius (northern pike), 6390 nucleotides. RefSeq names its product Scm polycomb group protein like 2 (gene scml2). The coding region runs from base 2182 to 4434 and encodes 750 amino acids. NCBI's taxonomy places the organism in Eukaryota, Metazoa, Chordata, Actinopteri, Esociformes, Esocidae. Gene Ontology annotation, biological process: regulation of DNA-templated transcription. Gene Ontology annotation, cellular component: nucleus. Gene Ontology annotation, molecular function: protein binding. The record is from RefSeq and is a predicted model, not a curated record. The transcript is spliced from 16 exons.